CUUAUAUGUGGUUGCUGUCACCUAUAAUAAAUCCACCUUGGUUAGUAUUAACUGGGGUAUAGUGAGCAGAGGUACUUUGCUUUCAGCGCAUUUGUUACAGUUCAGAUACGAAUAAAAUAGUCAUAGGCCCCCUAUUUUCGCAUCUGUUUACUAUGAAGCGACUCCGUCUCAGCAGCUUUCUCUACCAGUCUACGACUUAGCGUGUUGGCGUUUUAAUAAUAAAUAUAAUAAUAUAUUACACAACUGUUUAUUAUUAAAUAUAUACAUAUAGUAUUAUUAAACAGAUACACACACAAAAUACAUGUUUCAUGAAAAACAAAACCGUUACCGAAAAGUACAGGGGAGCACUUUUUUAUUUAAUUUUACACGCAAUUGUAAUGUCCACGUAUGGAACUUGCCUCGUUUUAGAUGGAAUAAUUCAAUGUACAACGCGUGAUGAAUUUUCCUACCAAGAAAUGAUAUCAUUUCUUCCAUUGACUAGUCAUCCGAAUCCCAGGAAAGUGCUUAUCGUUGGAGGAGGUGAUGGCGGUGUUGCGCGAGAAGUAGCAAAACAUCCUUUAGUCGAAGAAAUUCAUCAAGUUGAAAUUGAUGAAAGAGUAGUAGAGCUGUCAAAAAAAUAUUUGCCAAAUAUGGCUUGUGGAUUUCAGAGCCCUAAACUUAAGCUUACUAUUGGAGAUGGUUUUGCAUUUAUGAAAACCCACGAGAAUGAAUUUGAUGUAAUAAUAACGGACAGUUCAGAUCCAGUUGGUCCUGCGGUAUCGCUAUUUCAAGAGAAUUACUAUCAACUCAUGAAAAAGUCUCUGCGGCCAGGUGGUAUUGUAUGUUCUCAAGGAGGCACUUAUUGGCUGGAUUGUGAGCAUGUGAAAAAUACGGUGAAUAGUUGCAAAAAGCAUUUUCCAACUGUAGCUUAUGCUCACACAACUGUUCCAUCUUAUCCAUGUGGCCACAUCGGCUUCGUUAUUGGGUGUGCUGAUUCUAAUAGAGAUUUAAAAACACCAAUAAAAAAGUUUAGUAAGACCGAAUUGGAUGAUAUGAAAUUAAAAUAUUAUUCCAGUGAUAUACAUUCCGCGGCAUUUGCAUUACCUCGAUGGGUAGAAAAAUCUUUUUUAUCAAUUUAAUGGUUUUAUUAAUAUAAAUCCUGAGUUUUAUAUUGUAUUUUUUAAAAUAAAUAAAUAUUGUGUGAAGAAUUCCAAUAUCUAUAGUCGCAGGUUUUGAAA
Anastrepha ludens (Mexican fruit fly) is the source of this 1217-nucleotide messenger RNA. RefSeq names its product spermidine synthase (gene SpdS). The record is from RefSeq and is a predicted model, not a curated record. The coding region runs from base 309 to 1118 and encodes 269 amino acids. Gene Ontology annotation, cellular component: cytosol. The transcript has 2 exons. NCBI's taxonomy places the organism in Eukaryota, Metazoa, Arthropoda, Insecta, Diptera, Tephritidae. Gene Ontology annotation, molecular function: spermidine synthase activity. Gene Ontology annotation, biological process: spermidine biosynthetic process.